UUCCCAAAUCACGUGGUGAUCGCUGUCGCAACUCUCUCGCUCUCAACGGCUCUGAUUUACAGGGGUUUCACAUGUAAAUCGAAACUAAGUUUGAGUUCGUCGUGGGAUAAGACACCAUUUCUCAACGCUGUAAACCAAAGCUUACAACUUCUGUCUUAUUUAUCGGUCAGUUUGAGAUUGAGAAACCAGAAUGUCUCACACUGUCGUACCCAUGAACUCUUCAACGCUCGUCAUCCAGCUGCAGCCAGCAACACAAACAGCACCUCCUGUGCCUGUUUAUGUACAACAGGUGGCGGGAGCUUCACCUCUUCAAGGACUUCAGGCAUUUCUGAAAGGACAACCGAAAGCCCUUGGGACGGUCCAGAUAAUGAUCGGUCUGCUAACUCUCCUGUUUGGCAUUGUGUCUUCAGUUUAUGCAGAACCCAUCUUUGUCUUUAGUGGUCUUCCUUACUGGGGAUCUCUCAUCUACAUUACCGCAGGCUCACUCUGCAUUGCUGCAGAAAAUAAAAUGAAUUCCCCCUCCAGUGUGUGCUUGGUGAAUGCGUCACUGGGAAUGAACAUUUUCAGUAUUAUAACCGCAGGCAUUGCCAUUAUUUUACUUUCACUGGAUUUGGUUAUAGGUCCACGCAUGUACUGCUGGGGUUAUGACUGUAAUUAUUUAGACAGAAAUUAUGAGACUCUCUUCAGGGGAAUCAGAGGUGUGUUGCUGUUAUUCGCCGUGCUUGAGUUUAUCAUCUCCAUCUGUCUGUCAGCAUUUGCCUGUAAAGCCAACGGCUGCUGUUGUCCUCCUCAGGUGCAGUUUGCUCAGGUUUUAUUACCACAGUCCUCUGAUUUCAGACCCAUUCGUUUCCAGGAUCUUAACAGCUCAGAGAUACCUGUGGCCAGCAGCUCUUGCAUUUAUCACCCGCCUGCAGACGCUCCUCCACAAUACAGUGAAUACAAAUAAAUAUGAAUAAGUGGACAGUGUUGCCUUAUGAAACAAAAAUAUAUAUGGGAACGUAUUGGAAAAUAUAAUGCAAUAUAUUAAAUAAUACACGUCCAUACAUGGGAAACUAUACUGCAGUAUAUUCAUGGGCCAUGUGUGGCUAUACAUUGAUACAUAUAAAAAAUACACUUCAAAAGUGCACUGCAUUUUUACAUGUAAUGGCUUUAUUGAAAAACUCAAUUUCUCUUUUAAGAGUUAAUGCUUGGGUUUGCAUAUAGCUGAACACGUUCAUAAACUUUUCUAUCACUUUGUUUGCUGAGUUACACAUUUCAUAUAUGAAAAUAUUCGUGAUGUAUAAGAGAAAACUGCACUGAAAACAAAUAUUAAAGUUUUCUGUUUUUGGA
This is a messenger RNA of Sinocyclocheilus rhinocerous, 1329 nucleotides long. RefSeq names its product membrane-spanning 4-domains subfamily A member 4A-like. NCBI's taxonomy places the organism in Eukaryota, Metazoa, Chordata, Actinopteri, Cypriniformes, Cyprinidae. Gene Ontology annotation, cellular component: membrane. The record is from RefSeq and is a predicted model, not a curated record. The transcript is spliced from 8 exons. Bases 191 to 946 code for a protein of 251 amino acids.